Suncus etruscus (white-toothed pygmy shrew) is the source of this 357-nucleotide messenger RNA. RefSeq names its product protein yippee-like 1. The record is from RefSeq and is a predicted model, not a curated record. Lineage: Eukaryota; Metazoa; Chordata; Mammalia; Eulipotyphla; Soricidae. The transcript has a single exon. The coding region runs from base 1 to 357 and encodes 118 amino acids.
AUGAAGUUGACCAGAUCCAAAACUUUCCAAACUUAUCUGCCAAACUGCCACCGUACAUACAGCUGUGUCCACUGCAGAGCCCACCUGGCCAACCACGACGAGCUGAUCUCCAAGUGCUUUCAAGGAAUCCAGGGACAAGCCUACCUCUUCAACUCUGUGGUAAACGUGGUCUGCGGCCCUGCAGAGGAGCGUUUUCUCCUGACCGGCCUGCAUGUGGUAGCAGACAUCUACUGUGAGAACUGCAAGACUGCACUCGGGUUGAAAUACAAACAUGCAUUUGAAAGCAGUCAGAAAUUCAAAGAAGGAAAAUUUAUUAUCAAUCUUACACACUUGAUCAAAGACAACAGUUGGGAGUAA